Molecule: messenger RNA, 1678 nt
Organism: Drosophila arizonae
Lineage: Eukaryota; Metazoa; Arthropoda; Insecta; Diptera; Drosophilidae
Product: prostaglandin E2 receptor EP4 subtype
Biological process (GO): positive regulation of cytosolic calcium ion concentration; adenylate cyclase-activating G protein-coupled receptor signaling pathway; inflammatory response
Cellular component (GO): plasma membrane
Molecular function (GO): G protein-coupled receptor activity
Source: RefSeq, a predicted model, not a curated record
UAGCUGAGCUAUCGGCUCGUUAUUCUUAAUCGACGGCUCGCUGCAGACGGUGCAAACAUCGCACGGCAAAACUUAACGAAAAGAAUAUAUCGCGCGUGCGUAACAGUCUAUACAGAGACAAAUAUAUAUAUACAUAUAUAUAUAUAUAUACAUACUUAUGGCUAAUGCCGAAAAACAGCAAUUGCUAAACAGUUUAAUGAUAAAUUAAGUGAACAAGUGGCUGACGAUCGCAAAACUAGUUUACAGCUUGCCGCACUUGCAACACACACACACACACACAAACGUACACAGAAAUAUUUUUGCAAACAAACAUUGGUAAAAUUAUCAUCAAAUAAGAAACACCGCCAUGUCCGUGGCCAGUGGGGCUGACAAUGCCACUGUGGGGCACCUGCUGCAGUUGGCCAACGAGUUGACCACAAAUCGAUCGGCCGCUCUAACGGCCACAGCCGCUUUGUAUAACAAUCGGAGACGUUUGAUAUUCAGUUUGAUUGUCAUGGGGCUCGGAGUGAUCGGCAAUUUUCUGGCAUUGAUUAUUUUGGCGCGCAAAAAGCAUAACAAGAACAGCAAAUACACCUUUAUGUUGCGCUGCCUGGCCACAAACGAUUUGGUCGGUCUGCUGGGCAUGUUGACUGCUGCGCUMUUGAAGUACAAUUUCUUUGAGGAGGAGGAGGUGCCGUUCUUUGUGCGACUGGACUGUGUGGGUCAUGUGGUGUGGCGUUUCUUUGGCGUCAGCUCGGGCUGUAUCGCAGCCGUAAUGGCUGCCGAGAGAUGUAUGGCCCUUGCACGUCCCUUCAUCUAUCACAAGCACAUCACCUAUGAGCUGAUACAGAAGAGCGUCAAUAGCAUUUUGCUGGUGGCCGUCGUAAUUACGUUUUUGCCCUUUGUUGGCUUUGGCGCCUACAUUGACGAAACGAAUCCGGAGAAAUUGAAAUGUAUACGCUAUCGCGAUGCCCCAGGCACCUUGAACAAGGCGUACUCAAUAUUCUUUAUGGUGUUUGGCAGUUUACUUUGCGUGGUUAUUGUCGCCUGUAAUUUGUUUGUGGCGCGUGUACUGUGGGUCAUUGGACGCAGUCGCACCACCAAGCGGCAUAUGCAAUACAAUCUGGUUAAUCGCGAGAAGAGUGUGCGCAGCAUCGAUGCCGAGAGCAGCAGCGGCACCACACUCUAUUCGGCUCAGCCGUACAGCACCAGCACCGGCGGCGGCAGCAGCCACUACAAUAUGCCACCACCACGUCAAUUCCAUCAUAGCAACAGCGUAACGAUGACUGCCGAGACCUCACCUGAUGAGAUCAAGUUUGCAAAGCUUAUGGCAUUCCUUAGCAUCUCCUUUGUCAUCUGCUGGAUGCCACAGAUGAUUGCCAUUCCACUGGCCAUUCGGCAAGAUCGUGUGCCCAAAUCGCAUCCAUACUUCAUCAUAGCCGAUGUCCUGAUGGCCCUGCACUUCACUCUCGAUCCGUACAUCUACGUGCUGAGCCGCACCAAGAGCAUCAAUUGGUCGCUGCUCGGCUGCAUCAAGCGCUGGCGUUGCGGCUGGCGCGGCGGCCGACUGCAGCGUUCGCAGAGCGAUCAGAGUCGCAUUCGCACCACCACAACGGAGCAGAAUACCCUGGAUUUCAAUUAGGUCAUGCAGAUCUCUUCCGUCUGCAAUACCCUAUGUACUUAUUAGACCUAUCUCUCU